UGAGGCUUGGAUCAGCUUCGAAUUGAUGUACGAUGUCAGUUUACGACAGAAGCAACGGUAGUAAUAACAAUGGUGACUACCAUAGAACAGGCUAUACGUCCACUAAUUCUAACUUCUUCUCUGCUCGGUUUAGGAGUUUACUCCUCGAAGAAACCUUAUUUAAGUAUUUUCUAUAGUCUGACAAUAUGGAUCACUUAUGGCUGCCUUUUUUACUAUAUCGUGACUAUACUUAAGGCAGACACAUUUUUUCGAACAGUCGAGGCUAUAAUCGACGUACAGUUUGGCACUCUUACCAGCAUCACAUGUGUUAUCGUAAAUAUAUAUUUAAAUAAGAGAUUUCAGAUAUUUAUCAAAAGGCUUAUUGCUGUGGAUAAUACAUUGGAAGAAUUAGGUACACCAAAGCUAUAUCGCGAUUUGCACAUGCGUACAAAAGGGCUAUUAAUUGGAUGGUUAAUAUGUUGUCAUGUGGGAAAUAUAUCCGACAUAAUAUGUUGGUUUUACAUAUCAAAAGGAAAAAAUCAUGGAUAUUUGAUCAUUAUAUUAACUUAUAUCACAAAUUAUCAUUAUCUCGUCAACAUGUUUGUGGAUUUAUUAUUUGUGAUUAUUCUGUG
Wasmannia auropunctata (little fire ant) is the source of this 611-nucleotide messenger RNA. RefSeq lists its product as uncharacterized. The transcript has 2 exons. Lineage: Eukaryota; Metazoa; Arthropoda; Insecta; Hymenoptera; Formicidae. The record is from RefSeq and is a predicted model, not a curated record. The annotation marks the transcript as partial.